This is a messenger RNA of Closterium sp. Yama58-4, 969 nucleotides long. The record is from the annotation of a GenBank genome assembly. NCBI's taxonomy places the organism in Eukaryota, Viridiplantae, Streptophyta, Zygnematophyceae, Desmidiales, Closteriaceae.
AUGCCAUGCCACACCCAGGAGGAUCGCAGUGCAGGUGGCAGUGUAGGUGCACGUGGCGUUGCUUCUCAUUCUCACUGUGCCUCCCUCUCCCAUUCUCCACCCUCCCUUCCCCUCCCCACUCUCCUCUCCCCCCUGUUGCCAGUUGCAAGCAGCCAUCCUGUCUCUGCUCGACCGCCUGCGACUGCCUUACAGCUCAGUGAGAGUGGAGGGCACAUCCAGGAGGGUCGCAGUGCAGGUGGCGGGGCUGGUGUGUUGAUUCUCUUCCCUUGUCUCCGUCCCCUGUUGCCAACCCCCCUCUGCCAGUUGCAAGCAGCCAUCCCGCCUCUGCUCGACCGCCUGCGGCUCCCGUACAGCUCAGUGCGUGUGGAGGGCACACCCAGGAGGUUGCAAGCAGCCAUCCCGCCUCUGCUCGACCGCCUGCGACUGCCUUAUAGCUCAGUGAGAGUGGGGGGCACACCCAGGAGGGUCGCGGUGCAGGUGGCGGGGCUGGCAGCGUGGCAGCAGUGCGAGCAGCGGGAGGUGCGGGGCCCGCCCGCUAACAAGGCAUUUGACAAGGAUGGGAAGCCCACUAAGGCGCUAGAGGGCUUCUGCAAGCGUAACGCGGUAACCGCAGAUGCGGUAACCACGCGGGCGGACGACAAGGGCGUGGAGUACGUGUGGGCGAGUGUGAGCGAGGAGAGCCGACCCGCGUGGGCCGUGCUGGGGGAGCAACUUCCAGCUGUUAUUGCUGGGAUCGCGUUUCCCAAGACCAUGCGGUGGAACUCACAGGUAGCAUUCAGCCGCCCCAUCCGGUGGCUACUCGCCAUGCACGGCGACACGGUGGUGCCCUUCGCCUAUGCAGGUCUAGCAUCAGGCAACGAGUCGUGGCUGCUCAGAAAUGCGCCAGAGACAGAGACACGAGUGCAGCUACCAUCUGCAGAGGAGUACGCAGCAGCCAUCGCAGCUGCAGGCAUCACCCUCUCCAUUCAG